AUGAAAGCUAAUAACCGGAAACGCACGCAUGAUAACGGCACGACCUCGCCUCCUGUUUCGCAGAGGCCCCUCAGGAGACAAAAGAGUAAAAUACCCGCAAUGCCGGAGAAGUUCGAUACGAGAGUACUGCCUAAGAUAGUGUGGGUGGUGUAUGAAACCGAAGGGCUUUGGUGGCCUGGGGAGAUAAUAAACGAGAGCAAGUCCGAAAUUCCUCUCAAAGUAAAACGCUUCGGUCGGAUAAAACCAAACACAAUAGAGAUUUCCGAUCCAUCUUCAGAGUACAUUGUCCCCUUCUGUCAUUCGUUAUCGUCCACAUUUCGCGAAGAUGGAUUAAAGUCUAGUCGAAAAAAUGAAUUUUUAAGGGCCUUUGAACUGGCUCAAGAGAAAUAUGUCGAGGAUAAUGAUGGAUUACCCACCGCAUAUUGGGCAAUACAAACUGUGGUCUCUGCGAAAUCGCAAAGGAAAAAGAUAGAUAAGCCCAUAGCAGUUGGACAGUCAAAUGAUAACUAUUCAAAUUUGGAUCAUGACAAGAUGCAAGACGAUUAUUCUACCGAGCUAUCAGAGUUGGAUGCGAGUUUGAAGAUACCAGGUGAAUCGGUCUUGGCGCAUUAUCGAAAGAAUAAGCUAUAUUAUCCAGCAAGAAUAGACGAGUUUAAGAAGCCGAAUAAAUACCGAAUAACUUUCCUCGAUGGAGCACGCAAUACCUGUAGACGUGAUGAAUUCUACACAAUAUAUGAGAAGAAAUUCCAAACUUGUCCG
Paraglomus brasilianum is the source of this 759-nucleotide messenger RNA. The record is from the annotation of a GenBank genome assembly. NCBI's taxonomy places the organism in Eukaryota, Fungi, Glomeromycota, Glomeromycetes, Paraglomerales, Paraglomeraceae.